This is a messenger RNA of Malus domestica (apple), 1750 nucleotides long. RefSeq names its product aldehyde oxidase GLOX-like. Lineage: Eukaryota; Viridiplantae; Streptophyta; Magnoliopsida; Rosales; Rosaceae. The record is from RefSeq and is a predicted model, not a curated record.
CUCAUACUCUCUCAUGGCGCACCACAAUCACUUCCCUUUUGUGAUAAAAUCCAUGAUCACUGCUUUGUUCUUCAUACUGCAUUGUAUCAUGUUUAGCGGUACGGUUGCAGGAAGCCGGAAAGGGCAAUGGCAACAGCUACUAAACAACACCGGUGUGGUGGCCAUGCAUAUGGCAUUGACACACCACAACACUGUCAUCAUGUUUGAUCAAACAGAAGCAGGCCCUUCGGGGUACAGGCUUCGAACGCGCCACAACGGAAACAGAUGCACAGAUAACCGUGAUGACGUAGCAGACUCGUCGUGCUAUGCUCACUCCGUGGAGUACGACAUUUCUAGCAACAAAGUUAGGCCUCUGAGGCUGUACACUGAUACCUGGUGCUCCUCGGGGUCUUUCUUGAGCAACGGGACACUUCUGCAGACAGGCGGAUAUGGGAGUGGCACGCGAAGAAUUCGAUACUAUAGACCUUGUGGUAAUGGAAAAUGUAAUUGGAGGCAGUCAGAAAGAUCGUUAUCUAAGGAUCGUUGGUACGCUUCAAAUCAAUUGCUCCCGGAACAUGAUAGGGUUAUUGUGGUUGGUGGAAGAAGGACAUUUACGUACGAAUUUGUUCCAAAAAUGUCAUCCAAUGAAGGCUCUCAUGAGCUUUCGUUCUUGCACCAAACUUAUGACCCAAACGAAGGAGGGAACAACCUCUAUCCCUUCCUUCACCUUUCAUCAGAUGGAAAUUUGUUCAUCUUUGCCAACCGAAACUCCAUUCUUUUCGAUUACGAACGCAACAGGGUGAUCAAGACCUUCCCACGCAUUCCCGGUGAUGGCUCAAGGAACUAUCCAGGCUCCGGCUCAUCAGUGAUCCUCCCUCUAGACCAUGCAAACAGGUUCGAAAAAGUGGAAGUCAUGGUGUGUGGCGGCGCUGCCUCAGGAGCCUACAGAGCAACAAGACAAAACAGGUUCUUGAAAGGCCUGAGCUCUUGUGGAAGAAUGGUGAUCACAGGGAACAGACACAAGUGGAACAUGGAGAACAUGCCAGGCCCUCGCCUUCUCAACGACAUGCUCAUCCUCCCAACCGGAAAUGUCCUAAUCAUCAACGGUGCCAAGCGUGGCUCGGGUGGAUGGAACAAUGCAAGAAAUGCUUCACUCCGGCCUUACCUCUACAAACCAAAUAAAAAACUAGGCAAAAGGUUCUCGGUCCUCAAGUCCACGAAAAUUGCAAGAAUGUAUCACUCCUCAGCCGUUCUUUUGCCCGAUGGGCGGGUUUUAGUUGGUGGUGGAAACCCUCAUGACAGGUACACUUUCAGCAAUGUGGCCUACCCAACAGAGCUUAGGCUCCAAGCAUUUGUCCCACACUACAUGAGAAGGAAAUACCAUACACAUAGACCUACUAAUGUGACCAUACAAUAUGGUCAAAAUAAUUACAAUGGUGUGAGGUAUGGGGAAGAAUUUAAUGUGACGUUUCUCUUGGAGAGGAAACCAAGCGAUGUAGUGGAGUUUACCGCUUACUCGCCGCCUUUCACGACGCACUCCAUAUCCAUGAACCAGAGGCUGCUCAAGCUGAGGUGCAAGAGUCUGGUUAGGGCGCAGGGUGGUUUGGUACAUGCAGUUGUGGAGGCUCCUCCAUCUGCUAAUGUUGCACCCUCUGGCUAUUACAUGCUUACUGUUGUGAAUGGUGGGACUCCUAGCAUGUCUGAGUGGGUUAGGUUCAUGCAUCAUUGAGGUCCUCUGUUGAUUUUAGUACUGCUACUAUAUAUAUAUAUG